Eucalyptus grandis is the source of this 1020-nucleotide messenger RNA. Its product is annotated as probable glucan endo-1,3-beta-glucosidase BG4. Gene Ontology annotation, molecular function: hydrolase activity, hydrolyzing O-glycosyl compounds. The record is from RefSeq and is a predicted model, not a curated record. The coding region runs from base 1 to 1020 and encodes 339 amino acids. Gene Ontology annotation, biological process: carbohydrate metabolic process. Lineage: Eukaryota; Viridiplantae; Streptophyta; Magnoliopsida; Myrtales; Myrtaceae. The transcript has a single exon. Gene Ontology annotation, cellular component: plasma membrane.
AUGGCAUUGGUCAACGUGAUUCUCAUGCUAUUAGCAUUCACAUUCGUUCACCACCAAGUCACAAUCACGGAGGCGCGGCUCGACGUCGGCGUGUGCUACGGAAUGAUCGGGGACAACCUCCCUUCUCCAGCGGCUGUGGUCCAACUCUACCGGCGCUACAAGAUCGGCAAGAUGCGGCUCUUCGAUCCAAACCCCGCCACACUGGCUGCGCUGAGAGGCAGCGGGAUUGAGGUCACGUUGGGCACCAAAAAUCAGGAUUUACAAACCAUAGCGUCGAGCGUCGGUGCAGCUAAGACAUGGUUCGACACCAACGUGCGACCGUUCAUGAGUGAUGUCAAGAUUACGUAUCUUACGGCCGGUGAUGAAGUGGUCCCUGGAGAUUUAGCUCAGUACGUGUUGCCCGCGAUGCGGAAUCUACAAAGUGUCGUCAACAGCUAUGGAUACACUGGAGUGGGGAUCACCACUGUGGUUGCGACUUCUAACUUAGGGACUUCUUACCCGCCGUCGAGCUCCAAAUUCUCCGACGCGGCUCGUGCCGACAUGGUCGGGAUCAUAAAGUUUUUGUCGAGCAAUGGCUCGCCGUUGAUGAUUAAUGCCUAUCCCUACUUUGCAUAUGCCUCCGAUCCGGCCAACGUGAGAUUGGAUUAUGCCCAAUUCAGCGCGACUGGCCCGGUGGUUCGGGAUGGCUCCUUGAGUUACUCAAACCUGCUCGACGCAGUCGUGGACGCCUUCUACUGGGCGAUGGAGAAGGAAGGUGUGACCGGUGUGAAUUUGGUGGUUUCCGAGAGUGGCUGGCCUUCGGCUGGAAAUGGGGACUUCACCACUCCAGGGCUUGCACAAACUUAUAACCGGAACCUUGUGAAGAGAUUUCGGGCCAAUGCUGGGACGCCAAAGCAUCCGGACCGUAGCUUGGGAGGCUUCAUCUUUGCGAUGUUCAAUGAGAAUCAGAAACCCGCCGGCACUGAACAAAACUUCGGGCUGUUCUAUCCCGCCGGCACACCGGUUUACACUGUAUUUUGA